GCUAACAAGAAAAGUAACUCCAAUGGCUCCCUUUAAAACAAUUCUCUUUGUGUGCGUCUUGAUUGCUGCAGUGUCAUCAGUUUCGAAAGCUCAAGAUCUCGGCCUUGGUGGUGUGAUCAGCAUACAAGGGACUGUGUAUUGCACUGUCAAUGGCACUGUGGGUGCUGCGGGUCCCCUUCUCACCCCAAAAUUCCCAAAUGCUACUGUGGUGCUCAAGUGUGGAGCUACAAAUACGACGACUGCUUCCGUGACAACCACUAGAGUUAGUGUUCUCGAUCUUGUUGGAUCUUUUGAACUUUAAUGUCUCUUCCAUAUUGUCUAAUUGCAACGUAGUGCUUACCACACCACUUGCCGCUUGCAACGCCACUUUGUCUCCAACACAGACUCUCACAUCGCCCUUGCAGCUCCUUAAAACAACCGUUAUCGACAACCACCCUGUCAUCAGUGUUGGUGCUCUUGGGUUCCGCAUCACAUCUUAAUACAUACAUACAUAGGGGCGGAGCCACACUGGGACCAGUAUGGUCACGGGCCCCCACUCAAUUGUUUUAUAUUUUAAAAGUAAUAUACUGUUAUGUAUUUCUAUAUGUAUAUUAUUUCAAAUACUUUACGUUUUGAUAUAUAUCCACAUGUGUUGUGGCGGACCUAUUAAGGCAUAAAGAGGUGCUUGAAAUUGCCCUUUUGCUCAACUGGUAGUGGUGCCCUCCAGGUGUACAGAUUACCUUAUUUCUAUUUUCAACAUUUAA
This is a messenger RNA of Prunus avium (sweet cherry), 743 nucleotides long. Lineage: Eukaryota; Viridiplantae; Streptophyta; Magnoliopsida; Rosales; Rosaceae. The record is from RefSeq and is a predicted model, not a curated record.